AGGUUCUAGCUUGCAGAAUAUAAACAUAUACAACAAUAGUAGAAAAACAGAAAUCUUUUUUUUCUAGUAAAUUAACUACGUCUGCUAUCAGAGUUUAAACAUUUAAUUAUAUUCAAUGGCAUCCGAGAGAUACUCCUUCUCAUUGACAACAUUUAGUCCUUCUGGAAAGCUUGUCCAAAUCGAAUAUGCUUUAAAUGCAGUUUCUGCCGGUGCCAGUACGGUUGGAAUUAAAGCAUCUAAUGGAAUUGUAAUUGCUACCGAAAAUAAGCAAAAAUCCUUGCUGUAUGAUGAAAACUCAGUCCAUAAAAUUGAGAAUAUUACUGAUAACAUUGGAAUCGUUUAUAGCGGAAUGGGUCCUGAUUAUCGACUUCUUGUUCGACAAGCUCGUAAAAUAGCUCAGAACUAUUACAUGAUUUAUAAUGAAAGUAUUCCAACGUCUCAAUUAGUACAACGAAUUGCAGGCGUUAUGCAAGAAUACACUCAAUCAGGUGGUGUUCGGCCAUUUGGAGUAUCACUUUUGAUUUGUGGUAUGGAACCAUCGCAUAUAAAUAAUGAUGAAAUGAUUCCUUUAUUGUUCCAAUGUGAUCCUUCUGGUGCUUAUUUUGCUUGGAAAGCCACUGCUAUGGGAAAGAAUUCUAUUAAUGGAAAAACCUUCCUUGAAAAGCGUUAUACAGAGGAUCUGGAACUGGAUGAUGCCGUUCAUAUUGCUAUUUUGACUUUGAAAGAGGGCUUUGAAGGCCAAAUGAAUGAGUCAAACAUAGAAGUUGGAAUUUGUGACUCCAAUGGUUUCCAUCGUUUAGAUCCAACUACAAUUAAAGAUUAUUUGGCAAAUAUUCCAUAAAUUAUUUUUAUACACCUUUUGAAUCAUACAUAAAUUCAACAAUAAAUACUUUUAAAUGC
Molecule: messenger RNA, 900 nt
Organism: Chironomus riparius
Lineage: Eukaryota; Metazoa; Arthropoda; Insecta; Diptera; Chironomidae
Source: the annotation of a GenBank genome assembly